AUGAGAGUUACAGAAAAGGAAGUGAAUAAAAAUAUUAUUGUAUUAUUAUAUAUUAUUUUCAUUGGACCUUUGUCGAUUGCACUGUUCUUGUAUGGCUUCUUUCCUUUGGUAAAUUAUGAUAAUACUAAAGCAACACAAGAUAAUGUACCAAAAUUUAUAGAAAAUGUGAGAAUAAAAACAAAUACAUUAUAUCAACCAAUGGUAAAAAAAUUGAUCAUUAUGGUUAUUGAUGCAUUGAGAUGGGAUUUUAUAACAGGAUCAGUGGGAAAGGUUGCAAUGCAUGUAACCAGUAGCCUCUUAGCAAAUUCUUCAGCUUGUUUAUUACAAGCCAAAGUACAGCCCCCAACUGUUACAAUGCCUAGAAUAAAGGCAAUUACCACUGGUACAAUACCAAAUUUCAUUGAUGUUGCUUUAAAUUUUGGGAGUAAACCAAUUUCUAGCGAUAGUGUACUUUAUCAAGCAAAACAGGCUGGUUAUAAAUCAGUAUUUUAUGGAGAUGACACUUGGGUCACAUUAUUUCCCUCUAUAUUUGAUCGUUACGAUGGUACUACAUCAUUUGUUGUAACAGAUUUUACAGAGGUUGAUAAUAAUGUGACUAGGCAUUUAGGUAAAGAAUUAUAUAGUAACAAUGACUGGUCUGUAAUGAUCCUUCAUUAUCUAGGACUUGACCAUAUUGGUCAUGUUCAUGGACCAUUCAGUUCACUCAUUAAAACUAAACUUAAAGAAAUGGAUGGUAUAAUUGCAAGGAUUCAAUCUAAGGUUCAAGAAUGGAAUCGAAAUAAUGAUUCUACUUUAUUUAUUAUUUGUGGGGAUCAUGGUAUGAAAGAUUCUGGUGGUCAUGGUGGUUCAACAACAUCAGAGACGCUUGUACCUUUCAUUGCAAUUGGUGGAGAAUGUCUUCAAAAUCCCAACAAUUUCAGAGAAAUAUCACAAGUAGAUAUUGCAUCCACUUUGUCUGUUAUCUUGGGAAUACCAAUACCAUUUUCCAACAUAGGAACUGUCUUUGUAGACAGUAUAUACGAUUUGCCUAUUGCAAAAAGAUUAUUCAUACUUUAUUACAAUGCAAAACAAGUGUUGACUCAUUUCCAACAGCUAGUUGACUAUAAGUCUCAAUAUGCAUAUCAGAAAUAUUUGGAGGCAAUAAAGCUUCAUAAUGCAUGGUUGAACACUAAAGAUCAUCCAAAUGACAUGACAGAUGAUAUUGUGUCUUCCUAUCAAACUGCACUAAAGGGAAUGAAAGAAAUGCUCAUAAAUAGUGCAGUAAAAUAUGAUUUCCAGUUAAUAACAGUAGCCAUAUUUUUCUUGAGUCAUAUUAUUUACAUUCUAAUGGGGAAAGUAUUCUCUCAAUCAGUUUCCUUAAAAAAUCUCACAUUUUUCAUUGUUUCAAAUAUACUGUCUUGGAUAUUGGUAAAUUAUUUCUGGAGUUGUGAAGACAUAUCAUUACUCCAGUCAAAGAGCUCGAUCACCAUUGUCAUAGUAUCAUGUAUAAUAAUUGUAUCAAUUAUAAAUUCUUACUUACUUGCCAGCAUAAAAGAUUUCAACUUUCUUUCAUUCGAGAAAACUGAAAAUUGGAUAGGAAAGUGGCUGCUUGUAUUUGGUGCACUUGUGCAUACAAUUAGCCUUGGUGGUAGUAGCUUCGUGGAGGAAGAACAUCAAACUUGGUAUUUCUAUUGGGCCACAAUCCUUGUACUCUUACUCUACAACUCGAUUACCAAAUUUUUUUUACAUCUACGAUCCCACAAAAAUUACCAACAAUACGUACAGGCGCAAAUUUGUAUCAAACUUUUGUUGCUACUGAUAGGACAUAGAAUUCUUCGAAAAUUAAACAGCACAGGAGAUAAAUACGCUCAUCUUCCCGAUAUAGCCGGUUUUUUAAUUGAAGAAGAAACCACGUUGGGCAUGACGAUUGUGCUCAUUACCGGUCUUGCACUCUUGAUAUGGAUCGACUUUAUUCACGAGGAUAAAAAGUACAAACAACAGUCGUUAAUAUUGAAUUCCAUAGCUAGUACGUGUAUUUAUCUUCGUCAUAUGUGUAACAAUAACGUUAUCAAAAUACCAUUUUACCCUCAAUCUAGAGGUACAUACGAAGUACAAAUUUAUUUGUUUCUACUCGCAAUAAAUACUCUGAAUUAUGUUUAUCGUUUGGCAGUGACGAUCAGAUACAAUAGGAUAAUCUUUUUAAGAAUUACAUUGCAUUUUAUCGUACGAAUGUGGAUCAUGAUCACAGCGAUCCUCCAUCAACCCCAUAAUCUCAUACUUUUGCCGUUCGAGAUUAUUUUCAGUAGUGUAAUUCGCGAGAUAGUUAAAAGCGACGUUGCGCAAGAUAUCAACACGUUUCUGUAUGCUUGGAUUGGCAAUAUGUUUUACUUCUACCAGGGGAAUUCUAACAGUUUAGCGACUAUUGAUGUGGCCGCCGGUUAUGUCGUUAUACAGUCGUAUAUGCCAUUUAUAAACGGUUCAAUGUUGCUAACUAUUACCUAUUCGGCACCGGUUCUGGCUUACCUUUUGUUCGUUUAUCAUGCAAUUUUGCAGCAUCCUUACGAUACACAAGAGAUCGUUUCACAAAUUAGCAAAACAUAUGUUACUUGGAGAUUGCUGCCUGUAGCUAUUUACACGAUUAUAAUCAGUAUUCAGCGGCAUCAUUUAUUCGUGUGGUCAGUAUUCUCGCCGAAAUUAUUAUACGAGGCUGUACAUUCCAGUAUUAUCUGUUUCGUCACGUUUAUCGUGUUAAUUUUGAUCACAUUACAAAGGACAAUAAACGAUUGUAAAAGAUGA
Messenger RNA from Habropoda laboriosa, 2775 nucleotides. It is a transcript of the gene PIG-G, whose product is annotated as GPI ethanolamine phosphate transferase 2. The transcript is spliced from 14 exons. NCBI's taxonomy places the organism in Eukaryota, Metazoa, Arthropoda, Insecta, Hymenoptera, Apidae. The coding region runs from base 1 to 2775 and encodes 924 amino acids. Gene Ontology annotation, cellular component: endoplasmic reticulum membrane. The record is from RefSeq and is a predicted model, not a curated record. Gene Ontology annotation, biological process: GPI anchor biosynthetic process.